AUGGAUCUGGCAGUCCGUGCUCCGAUUGCACCCAAGAGGUCGCGCUAUGGAUACACCCCAACGGAGUGGGUGUGCAUUCUGUACAUCGUCCUUUUUUCGAUAACUACUCUUCUCCACUUCGCCCAAGCACUUCGUUAUCGUCUGUGGUGGCUCAUCGUCACAGCGGUGGUCUGCGGAAUUUUGGAGAUCCUCGGAUGGGGAGGGAGACUAUGGUCCAGCUUUAACGACUUAUUGUUCUCUCCUUAUGUCAUGCAGAUUACGACGACUAUUAUAGCCCCUACACCACUCGUCGCUGCUAACUUUGUGAUUUUGGGCCAGAUAAUCACUCGCCUGGGUGAAUGCUAUAGUCGCCUGAGUGCCAAAUGGUACACCGCCGUUUUCGUGAGCUGUGACAUUAUCGCACUCAUAGUCCAAGCAGCCGGCGGAGCGGAGGCUGCAAUUGCAGUCUCGAAAGGCACCAGUCCUCAAUCCGGAGGACGCGUCAUGCUGGCGGGUAUUGCCUUCCAGCUUGCUGCCAUCACUUGUUACAUGGGACUAGCAGCGGAAUUCAUCACCCGGAGUCUCAAGGACUGGCCAGUGCGCGCCAGGAGUACCGGUGCAAGGACUUCAGAUAUGGACAAGAACAUGAAGCUGAUGCUCCUCGGGCUGGCUGCCAGCAGCGUGUUCAUUUACAUCCGGUCUAUUUACAGAACAAUCGAACUGGCGAACGGAUGGACCGGCGUGAUCAUUCACACGCAGGCUUUAUUCAACGUUUUCGACGGUGCGAUGAUCACCCUCGCGAUGUACACGAUCAAUGUCCUGCACCCUGGACGCCUGCUGGGCCCCGGGAAUACGUGGAUGCGGUACACAUCGCCACGCAAGGAGGCUGAGUUGGGCGACUCUGAACACUCCUCGGUCAACAAGGAGAUCAAUCCGUCGUCGAAGGAGGAUGGUACCGCCCAGUAA
Messenger RNA from Sparassis crispa, 945 nucleotides. RefSeq lists its product as uncharacterized. Gene Ontology annotation, cellular component: plasma membrane; fungal-type vacuole. NCBI's taxonomy places the organism in Eukaryota, Fungi, Basidiomycota, Agaricomycetes, Polyporales, Sparassidaceae. The coding region runs from base 1 to 945 and encodes 314 amino acids. The record is from RefSeq and is a predicted model, not a curated record. The transcript has 11 exons.